AUGCGCUCUGUAUCCGAAGCUGAAAAGCACUGGCGGCAGCUCGACGACUUCCACUCCCUGACCGACCUCAAGAUUCACGUCUCUGCGCACAAGGAACCCCAGAUCACCGCAGGACUCCGGUCCGUUUGUUGGAAGAUCUUCCUCGUUUUCAAAACGCUUGAUCGCUCGUCGUGGCCUACCCACCUCAGCCAUGCGCGCAAGACGUAUAACUCUCUGCGAUCACACUACCUCCGUGCCAUACGAAAUCCAGACGAAUUCGAGUCCUCGGUCGACCCAUUGAGCGAACUAUCAGAGUCACCAUGGGUAGCCCUCCGUGCCGACGAAGAACUCCGUGCCGAGAUAUUCCAAGAUAUUGAGCGAUGCAUGCCGGACAAUGUGUAUUUCCGCCAGCCUGCCACUCAGAACAUGAUGCUGGAUAUUCUGUUUGUUUGGUGCAAAAUGCAUCCUGAUAUAGGAUAUCGCCAAGGCAUGCACGAGAUACUCGCGCCUUUGCUAUGGGUUGUGGAAAGAGAUGCGAUAGACGCGACCGAUGGGAACACUGCCGCAAUGGAUCACAGUCUCGCUGAGAUGUUGGACUCGGAGUACAUUGAGCAUGAUACGCACAUGCUCUUCUCCAUCAUCAUGCAAACAGCAAAAUCAUUCUACGCGCCGGCUGAAACUGGAUCUACAACCAAGGAUACACCAAUGCUUGCACGAAGCUCUAGGAUAUUUGAAGGCAGCUUACCAAAGGUAGACCCAGAACUGCAUACCCACCUCGUAAAGCUGGAGAUCGUGCCUCAGAUAUUCCUUCUACGCUGGAUACGCCUUCUGUUCGGACGAGAGUUCUCACUCGAUGCUGUCUUCGACAUGUGGGACGCACUCUUUGCGAUAGACUCUACGCUAGAGCUCGCUGACAUGAUUUCAAUAGCUAUGCUGUUGCGCAUACGAUGGGAGCUGAUGGCAGCUGACACGAAUGAAGCAUUUGCACUUCUACUGAGAUAUCCCGAACCAGCUACGCCCCCAUAUACGUUCAUAAAGGACGCGUUGUACCUUCGCGAUCACCUUACUCCACCUGGUGGCGCAGAAAUCAUCACGCGAUAUGGCAAGCAAGCGCCUAUCAUUGAGCCCGAGCCAAGAGUCAACGCCCGCGAACCGUCGCCAUCGCCUUCAUUCAUUUCCAGUCGAACGCGCCAAAGCAUCGGGUCACCAAGGAGUUUUGUGACUCAACAGGGCGCUGGUUUCGAGGCCUUGAUACAAGGUGCUGCCAAAAACGUGCUAGAUCGUGGUUCGCAGUGGGGUGUAGGGAAAGCCUUACGGGAUGCAGUAGGUGAAGUGAGGAAGAACGUCGAAGCUUAUCAGUCAGCGACAAACUCCGGUCAGUCGACACCACGCUCUGGAGGGAGAGAGUUCCGAAAGCCCGGUCAACCGAGUACGGCCGCUGCCAGCGGGCGACCAACCCUUGAAAGGGUGCAUUCAGCCAACACUUUCAAGAAGAUGGAAGAGCUGGAUCGCAGGAACAAGAGCCUAGCUAAGAUGUUAGAAGUUGCCGUCGGAGAUUUGUGGGAGUAUCACAGGGAGCGUGAUGAGGCACAAAAAGCAAAAGAAAAUGAUGAAAAAGGGAAAGAAGCAAUGGAAGCCCUUAGCCUUGCGAUCGCGAAAGUGCAGUUUGUUCAAGUCUAUCUUGAUGACUCUUCCUUGCCACUUCCCGUCGAUGAAGCAACGGAACAAGCUUCAACUGCACAAGCCGCGAUCAGCUUGGCUUCUCCGACUCCUCAAUCUCCGAUGUCAUCGGGGCAAGCCUCCAGUGUUCCACCUCUCUCUUUGGGCACGACGUCUCAGUCGACCACUCCAUUGAAAGCCAACUCUAGGAACGCUACCCCGUUGAGCUCCCGCCCCACAUCACCGCCGGCCCGCACAUUAUCACCCCCGUCAAAGCUCGCUUCGACUCUUUCUCCCCCUUCACGGCCGCAUCUUACAUCCUCAAAUUUUUCCUGGAUGCUUGGUGAAGACUCGGCAUCCUCAAACUUCGCCUCCGGUGCUGCGCACUCAACCUUCUCAUCUGAUGAGAAGAGACGCAUGAAGGGCAAAGGCUUUCUGUUUGGAGACGAUGACGAUGAUGAGGGUAGCAUCAAGGAUGGAAAGAAAGGGAAUGUGAAUAACAAAAGUGGGGCUAAGGGCGGCAAGAAUGCGAAAGGGAAGCACACGGUAGAGAAUGAGGUGGAAGAGGAGGUGAUCGAUCUUGCCAACAUGGGGAAAAGAGGCGUGAUUUGA
Molecule: messenger RNA, 2250 nt
Organism: Alternaria burnsii
Lineage: Eukaryota; Fungi; Ascomycota; Dothideomycetes; Pleosporales; Pleosporaceae
Exons: 5
Coding region: 1-2250 (749 amino acids)
Biological process (GO): activation of GTPase activity
Molecular function (GO): GTPase activator activity
Source: RefSeq, a predicted model, not a curated record